This is a messenger RNA of Pocillopora meandrina, 6339 nucleotides long. NCBI's taxonomy places the organism in Eukaryota, Metazoa, Cnidaria, Anthozoa, Scleractinia, Pocilloporidae. The record is from the annotation of a GenBank genome assembly.
UGCAGCAUGUCAUGUAAAGAAGAUAAAUGGAUGGCAUGGACUCUACAGAGGAUUGUUGCCAAGGUAAACUAUAUAUGCUUUGGUUUCCAGAGGUUGUAACUUUUUUUGUCUUGGUGAGAAACCUUGUUGAUUAAUCAGUAAGAGAUCAGAAAUAAAAAUGUUACAAGUUAAAUACUGUAAUGACAGGAGGCCUCAGUCCUUGUUACUAAGCAAAAACAUCAAGUCAUUUUAACUUGUUUGUAUGGGAUUAGUUUCUAGUAAUUUAGACACCUAGUGUUUUAAAGUGAUUCCUCAGGCACUGCACAUCCCAUCCUGUUUAAUAAAGUCAUGUCAUCAGGGGAAUUCCAAGAUCAUGAUAUUGUUUUUCAAUAAAUGGACCAGGUAAAGAGGCUCUCUUGUCUUUAGCUCUUAAACUAGCAUGGUGACAUAUUUUUUGUUGCAGAAUUUUGGUGAAUAAAUUAUCCCCUUUUAAUUAGAGAAAUUAAAAAAGAAAUCAUUGAAGGGAAAAAAAGAUGGUUAACACCAUACAAAAGGCUCAUGACUCAAUGAUGAAAGUUAUGACCUUUAAAGCAAUCACUCAAGGAACGAGUUUUCAUCUAAAACUUGAUUUUUCCACAAAUUAUGUAUCAAAUUGUUUUAUAUUAUGCAUCAAAUUGUUUCUACCUAUCAAGUUUUUUUCAAGCUUUACUUUAAAACCCUUGCCUCCAACUACCUCAAAAUGUAUUUUGAACCAAUGAAAUGAGGCAUAUGAUUAGUGCCUGUACAGGCAUUUGUGGAGUAUAAAUUUGGCUCAUCAUAUCUCUUACACAAGCACUGAGUGAUCUUUCUUUUGAAUUGUUUUUUUUUUCCAAACAAACAUUGGUAGGAAGAAUUUAAGGAAAGUUUAAAAGAGAUUUUUUGAUGAGUUUCUUUUUCUAAGGAAUCACAUUUAUUAAUUAAUUAGUUAGUGCGCUGGGCUCUGGUUGUAGAAGUCCACAUUCAAAACCUGGCUGGGUCAUUGUGUUGUGAUCCUGGGCAAAACAAUUCACUCUCACAGUACCUUUCUUUACCCAGGAGUAUAAAUAGUUGGUGGUUAAUUGUCAGGAAAGCCUGAUGAAAUACAGGGGGUAACCUUGAGAUGGACUUAAGCAUCCCAUUCAGGGGGAAGUAGUAAUAUUUCUUUUGGCUUCAUGCUAUGGAAACCAGGAUAAGCUGCACCUGGAUGGGCCUUAUGGCUCUAGUAAAAAAAAUCUAUAAUGUGUAAUUUCUGCCAAAAAAAGUGGGUUAAAAGUAAAUAGGUUGAUUUGAAUGUUGAUAUUCUAUAAUAAAAGUGCUCUCACUUAAUGUCUCCACAUAAAAGGACCUUUAAGUUUGCUCAUCAGUAGAGAAAUAUUUUGUGGGAUUUAUUUUUGUGUGUUGAAGUAUCUGCUCUCUUCUUGGCUUAAUUUUAUGAGGUGUAAGUCCUUCUAAUCUCCAAGGUAAUUUUCAUCAUUUUUGGGAAACUUUAUUUCUGGUAUUACAUUAAUUGUUCCACUAUAACUGUUGUUAGGGUCUACUCAUCAAUGAUUGGAACUCUUGUAAACAAUACAAUGCUACAGGUAUUACUAUGGAUUCACUUAAACUAUAAUUAGUUUACCACAUUCCUUCUGUAGUUUGAUUUUUCCAAAGUAUAUAAUGUGAAUUUCUUACCUUACAUCAUGCAAUUGUGAUAUAGUCUUAUGUGAAUUGUGUAUUGAAUAGGCUAUGGAUAAAAAAGACAAUGCCCUUGUCCCCCUGGUUCCUCCAGAAAAUAAGGUGGGGUUGCUCUUUUUUAUUUUAAUAUGUUAUAAUUUAUCUUAAUUACAAUGAUUUGAAUGGUACAGCUCUGUAUGUUAAUUUGUUUUUCUCUGUUUCUUCUUGAAAUUUUUAGAGCUGGCGAGAAGAAUUGCUAGAGUUUUUUGAAGAGGUAUUUUGACCAAUUUUGCUCUUACUCCUUGCUUAAAUGGGGGCGCUGGAAUCUGACUUUUUAGAAUAUAUAUUAUUUAGCACAAUGGUUUGUACACCAAACUCUGGACUGAGGGGUAUGGGUAUGGGUUUGAACUUUGAAUAACUCUUUACACCCUAACAUCAGUAUGCAUAAUCUCCACAUUGUUCUUUGUACAUUUGCUAGGGUGCUGAAUGGGAGAAUUUGUUUGAUAAUCAAUAGCUUCUUUAGUUGGUGAUCAUUUCCUUCAUUCUUGUGACCUUGAUAUUUGAUUCAGGGUGAUAUUGUAAGGAGAAAUUAGAUGCUAGUCACUCUUAUGGGUCAACGGGUCAAGGAGGUGUCUGUCAGACUCUGACACACUUUGCUACCUCUUAGUCAAUGCGUGCAUGUAUCGGAGGAAUAAUUAUAAAUGGUUACCUGUAAACUGUCAGGAAAAUGUGAUGGAAUGCAGGGUGGGGGGUUUAUUGUGCAAUAGAUCAGGAUCAUAUCCAUAGGUUAAGUAGCCAUACUCCUAGUGGAUUUAUGUGUUGAAAGAAAGGAUAAGUACUGAAGGCCUGGUCUGGGUCACUUACCUCAGUGUUGAUGUUAAGACUAACAAAUUUUUUUUUUCUAUUAAGACCUGUGUACAGGCUGUGGCAAAAUGCAGUGGUAUCAUUAUCAGUCACCCAUUUUAUGGUAAAGUAACAAAACUGAAUCUUAGAUCAUAAUGGCUAGAAUUUCAAUUGAGGGUGAGACAUCUAGGGCUAUUAAUUUCUAGGUAACAAAAUUAAAGUAGAUAAGUAGUCUAUAAUUUCUGUAAUUUGUAUUUUUAUUUAUUUAUUUAUUUAUUUAUAUAUUUUUUAGCAAAUAUUGAUUGACCAAUGACACUUCUCUAAUUUAAUUUCAAGUGCUCUCAGUCAGAAUGAUGGUUCAGUUUGUUGGUCAAGAAACUAUUUACAGGUCAGUUCUUUUUCCACAUUCUGCUACAUUAAUUUUCAUCUCCAUUUGACAAUUUUUAAAUUUUAAGAGUAUUUUUUUCCUUGAAUUGGCAGAUUUUCUCAAAAUUUACUCACUUUUCAAAUUCAACUUACUAUUUGGAGAUGUAACGGCACCUUUUUUAUUGUUUUAACCUUUAACUCCCAACAUUUGAUUAUUAAAUCUCCCCUCCAGCUGCAACACAUAUCAUUGGGAAUUAGUUAUGAGACUAAUUUGGUGUUAGAUUAAAAUAACGACUUCUGCCUGAUAAGUUUCAAUAUUCUCAUUACAUGUUUGCUGGAUAAUGUAUGGAAUUAUAAAGAGAAGUUACGUGUUUGUUACUUCUGGGAGUUAAAGAGUUAAGAUAUCCUACACACAGGGAUGAUAAAUUGGAUGUUCUUUUCAUUACUUGAAUGUGCCAACCAUGGACAAGACUUGUACAUGUACAUGUUAAAUAUCUUUAUCUUAUUGCCUGUGUUAAUAAAUCUGUUUUCAGUGGACUAUGUGCAUCAGUCAAAGAGAUCUAUAGCAAUGAAGGACUUGGUGGAUUUUUUAGGUAGGAAAUGAAUGUUCUGUUACUGACUAAUUAUGUUACUAUGAUUUGAAUCGUCAUGUAGUUUCUUGCAAUAAUCAGUUUUUUAUAAGUGGAAUAAUUGAAAAAUUGAAUCAGCAGUAGUUGCACUCUUGGCUGAAAAUCAAUCAAAUGUAGCCAAGUGGUCCAGGCACAAAAUAUAGCUUGAACAAAAAAGAAGUGUUACUUUUAAUUAGAAAUUUCUCAUUCAGCAAGUACUUUUGUUUAAUUCAAAAGCAACGAUUAACAAUGACAGUGGCUUUGCAAAGAAGAGUUUUGUGGCUAUUUGUUGAGAAAUAAUUCAACUAGGAAUCACCUAACAAUAGUAUUUAAUUUGUGUCCUGUUAAAUGUCAUCUAUUGCUGUCAACAGUGGUAUCAUUCCUCGUCUUGUUGGAGAAGUCCUGUCCCUUUUGUUAUAUCGAGGAGCUUGCUUCUUGGUCAGCAAAUAUGCUAUUGACAGUGAGGCAAGUCUUAUCAUAUCAAAAAUUAAUAUAUAUGAUUUAUUUGUACUUUUUCACCAGAUGCAUAUUUGUCUGUAACCCAGUACUUAAAAAUGAUAAAAUUAACUCACAGUCUUCACAUGUUUUUCAUGCCUUCGUUGUAUUUCACAUCAACUUUUUUCACAUGCAUGCCAAAUUUGCCAUUUGGAAGGCAGGUUAAAGGCAUUUGAAAAGCAAAAGAAAGAUAUUAUACCUUCCACAUAGUAAUUCACACGCCUUUUAAACAUUUCUUGAAGCCUACAUCAUAAAAAACUGAGACUUGCAAUGUGCAUGUGCUUUAAUUUACAACCUUGAUGGUGAUUUGUGAUUCAAGAUGAACAAACAGGUGGUAAACCAUAGUCCAUCUCUAAAGCACUUGUUAUUGAUUUUGAAGACAAAAAAUAAAUUUCUCUAGUAGCAUGAUCAUCCAACUGACUACAGCUGUCUAGUUUGAUUCAUGCUGUGAGAUCAGUAGAUAAUACCAUUUAUUUGUAUUCAGCUUUAUCAGAAAGUUAAUGUGAUAAUUAAGUAACAGUAUGCCUUGACAAAGCUGCCAAUGAAGGAAAAACGAUUUGUAAAUUUGCAGGUCGGCAGAAGUAAAGAAGUACAAGUGUAUAGAGAUGUACUUUUCCAGGUAUAGCAUACCUGAUAGACAUCUUUAAUUUGCCCCCAAAAAGCUUCAUCACCUUUUGAAUCAAAGAAGAAGCACCAGUAUUUGGAAAAAAAAUGGAUCUAUUCUACAUAUUGAUUCAUUAUCAAAUUUAACAAAAUCCACUUGGGCUAAGGAUCUUACCACUUUUUUCCUCAUAAGAUAAGUUCUAUGUAAUAUGUCGUGUUUUAACUCAAGUUAUCUGGUAUAAGGGCUUUACAUGUAAAGUAAUUUGAAAGACCAGUCCUUACUAAACGUAUAAUAGAAGAUGCAUGUUUUGAAUUAUUUGGAUACGUUGCUACUUUUAAAUAAUCAUAUUAUAUGACUGAUGGGUGUUGAAUCUGAAUGCAAAGUUGUCAUAAAAUUGAAUUAUUAAUUAUUUAAUUUAAAGGAUAAAUAUUGUUUUCUGUUUGUUUUGCAGUAUGCUGCUGGAGUUGUGACCCACCCAUUUGUGUUGGUUUCACACAUGAUGAUAGUCAAUAAUGUUGGGUUAGCUUUACUUUAUACAUUGAACACAAAUUUGAAAAUUAAGCUUAUAAUCAAUGUCUUUCAGAGCAAAGCCAGUAAAAUAAUACAAAAAAAAUAUUUUGAUAAAAUAACUGUGUAAUACUCAGGGAAAAAUAAAAGAUAAGUGGUAUUUUAUGUUUGUUAACAAAUAAAUAUAUAUUUGUCCCUUGAGUACAAGAAUUAGUCUUUAAAGAGAAGUUUAUACAUGACAUCUACAAUUGGACAUGACGUCAGGGAUAAGGAACAAAGAAUGAGACUUUAUUCAACUCGUGUCCUCAAGUGGGUCAACCUAUUGCCUCUUUAAGUCUGCUUGCAGGCUAUUUAUAUUUAUAUAAUGAAAGAUUCCCGUUACACAACAAAAAGAGGUUAGAUUUACAAUGCUUAGAGUUAUUUAGGUUUGAACUGAAUGAAUUUUAAGACAGUCAUGUCGUACUUCAGAAAGUGUUCAUAAUAGCUUUUUUCUUUGCAUUUUUCUUUAGUCUGGCUGGUGGAAAGCCUCCUGCAAUGCCAGUGUUUGAUGGGUGGAGAGAUUGUUUUAGUUAUCUCAAAAAAACGGUGAGUUGCAGUUGAAGAUAGUGAUGAAACAUGUCAAGUAUAUCUUCUAUGUAGCUGUAAGCUCAAGCGCAGAUCUAGUGAGUGGUAUAAACAUAACGCAGCUUUUAGUUGAGCAGGGUGUCCCUACCCGCUUCUAAUGUUUUAGCAGUUAAAAUUAUUUAUUAUCGCCAGUUUUAUUCAUAAUCUUUCUUUUUAAAUGUUGUGUAUUAAGGAUUUGUUACAGAUUCUUAAGAUUAUUUAUUAUUAUUUCCUUCUUUUAGGGGAACUUGUGGCGUGGAUGUAGCAUUUUUCAACUGGUGUUGACAAAACCCGGAUCAGACCUGAUCGGACAAAACAGGACGUUGAAAAAACCCGAAUCAGACGGGGUGGGAUCAAGGAUCGGAUCAAGGAUCGGAUCAUGGAUCGGAUCACGGAUCGGAUCACAGAUCGGAUCACAGAUCAUGUGAGCGGAUCAUGUUAAUUCAAAUUAGAAAUUUUGCGUGACAAGUUACUACAUCACAGGCGACGAGCGGGGUAAAAAAAAGACCGAAAUACGAGUGGUCAGCGGUGAAACUACUUAAAUACAUAAUGCCUUAUAAAGACAGAUCAUUUGUAGUUGCGGAAAACAAUCGUGUUGUGAAGCUGAAAUGUUAACUGUUUACCUCGCUAAAUAAAAUGUUAAGCAAUGUUUCAAUAGUGUUG